Emys orbicularis (European pond turtle) is the source of this 1835-nucleotide messenger RNA. RefSeq names its product tetratricopeptide repeat domain 39A (gene TTC39A). The record is from RefSeq and is a predicted model, not a curated record. Gene Ontology annotation, molecular function: protein binding. Lineage: Eukaryota; Metazoa; Chordata; Testudines; Emydidae. The transcript is spliced from 19 exons. The coding region runs from base 45 to 1835 and encodes 596 amino acids.
CUGACGCAUCAGGCCAUAAUAUCAGAGUCUCCUAAAGAAAACAGAUGCAGUCAGGAUCUGCGUCAGACCUGAAUGUAGCCCUGGAUGAAUGUAUGAUGGCUGUGGAUUUAUUUCUAAGCAACAAAUUUCCUGAGGCCCUUGCUUCCCUACAAGCGAAAACUAAGGACAGUAUGUAUCACGCACUGACAUAUGCCACCAUACUGGAAAUGCAAGCCAUGAUGACUUUUGAUGCCCAGGACAUGCUGAAUGCAGGAAACACAAUGAAAGAAGCUCAAGCCACCUGUCAAAAGUUUAGGAAGAAAUCGACUGUAGCUGAUUCCUUUAACAACCUUGUGCAUAGACAAAAUCUCGAACACUUUACUGAAGAGGAAAUUCAUGCAGAAAUUUGCUAUGCUGAAUGCUUGCUUCAGAGAGCGGCUCUCACAUUCCUGCAGGAUGAGAACAUGGUUAGCUUUAUCAAAGGAGGCAUCAAAGUCAGGAACAGUUAUCAGACAUAUAGGGAACUGGACAGUCUUAUACAGUCUCCAAACUAUGUUAAAGGAAAGAACUAUCUCCACUUUGAAGGAGGCGUAAAGCUUGGUGUUGGAGCUUUCAACCUGACAUUGUCCAUGUUCCCAACACGGAUUCUACGAUUACUGGAGUUUGUUGGGUUUUCUGGAAGCAAGGAGUAUGGUCUGUUGCAGCUUCAAGAGGGAGCAUUGAUGUACAGCUUUAGGUCGGUGCUGUGUACCAUGCUGCUGCUGUGCUAUCAUACCUUCAUGACCUUUGUGUUAGAAUUGAGGAUCCCAGGAGGUGGGGAGGGAGGGAGCAAUGUCGCAUGGAGAUUUCUGCCAGCACAGAACCAGUUUGCCUUUAUGGUGCCUCCAUGGACAGGGAAAGGAAACAUUGAAGAGGCAGAAAGGCUACUCAAGCCUUACUUGGCUCGCUAUCCAAAAGGAGCCAUAUUCCUGUUUUUUGCAGGCAGGAUAGAAACAAUAAAAGGCAAUAUUGAUACAGCAGUUAGUAGGUUUGAGGAAUGCUGUGAGGCCCAACAGCACUGGAAGCAGUUUCAUCACAUGUGUUACUGGGAACUAAUGUGGUGCUUCACCUACAAGCGCCAGUGGAAGAUGGCCUAUUUCUAUGCGGAUCUGCUAAGCAAAGAAAACAAUUGGUCAAAGGUUACCUAUAUUUACAUGAAAGCUGCCUAUCUCAGUAUGUUUGGACCAGAUGAUCACGGACCCUUUGGGGAUAAUGAAGUGGAACUGUUUAGGACUGUGCCUAGUUUGAAACUGAAAAUUGCAGGGAAGUCACUGCCUACAGAGAAGUUUGCCAUUCGGAAAUCUCGGAGAUACCUUCCCUCAAACCCGGUUCCUUUGCCUGUGCCUGCGUUGGAAAUGAUGUAUAUCUGGAAUGGCUAUGCUGUGAUUGGAAAAUGUCCUGAUUUAACAGAAGGCAUGUUGCAGACAUUAACUGAGGCAGAAGCAGCUCUGGAAAGAAGCCCAGCUACAGAAUUACUAGCAGAUGACCAAUGUUUGAUAAAGCUGUUAAAGGGUUUAUGUCUGAAGCACUUGGGCAAGAUUUCUGAGGCAGAAGAUCAUUUCAUUUACAUCCAUUUAAAUGAGAGGAAGAUAAAGUAUGACCAUUAUUUAAUUCCAAAUGCCCUGCUUGAACUUGCUGUACUAUACAUGGACCAUGGUAGAAGAGAAGAAGGAGUAAAGUUACUGGAAAGAGCAAAACAAAAUUACAAGAAUUACUCCAUGGAAACAAGAACACAUUUCAGAAUUCAAGCUGCCUUGCACCAAGCCAAAUCGGUCUCAGAAAAUGGAGUACAUUCUGGAGCUUCAACAGUGUCGUAA